UGUUGUUAGUUUGAACAAAAUGGCUGCGAGACCACUGUCAACGAGAGCUCACUGAACGCCUACCAUGACUGUCCGCUCCGCUGUCUGGAUCCACACAGAAUGUAUUUCCUCGGAGUCGUUUCUCACUUUGCAUUCGCGGUAGCCAGCCCGUCGCUAGUCGUCCAGCUGGCGACCUAAACAAACAAACAAACAAAAAAAAACAUUUCUUUUGCACUUUAAAACAAGUUGGCUGGCUGGCUGGCUGACGGCCGUCGGCUUGCUCUACUACGCGAGAACUCGUCGGCGAUUUUUAACGAAAGCUGCCUGAUUUCUCUGGUUUGCAAAACCUCGCAACGGUCGACGUCUGAAAACGCCAACCAGCUAACCUUAGCUUACACAAUUUAGCUGCUUUUAAAAUUUUAUUCGUGUUCGUUUUUUUGUUUUUGUUGUUAGUGGUGCUCCGUUCCCCUCCCCGCCCCCCUUUAUAUUGUGACGUUUUAACAAACUGUUUUUUGCGAGUGUAAUUUCACGGCAUAUUUUUAUUUUUUUCCUUUUGCUCUAAGCAUAAUUUACCGUACUUGCUGUGUGUAACGUUAUAUUUGGCUGAGUAGCCGUUGUUUACCUCGGUAUCUUGUCACCAAGCUGCUUCAGCAGCAGUCGGCUUAUCUGCAAAGUCUGACUUUAAUUGCGAUUGAAUCUCUGCUCCAUCUCUUUACGGGUAACUUUAGAAAAGACAUCGGAGAAUGCUUUUCUGCUUCUUUUUUUCUGCCAUGCACCGACUCCUCACUGAAAGCUGCCAAAGCUGUGGUUAACGCAAGCUGAAAGAAGCUAGCAACAGAAGAAAGAGAACCAUUUGAUGGAAGAAAAGAAAAAGAAAAAACAAGAAGAAAAGACCAAGAAGGACGUCGCUCAGAAAAAGGCUGCUGAUCAGAAACCCAAAGUGCCAGAGCCUGCUCCCACUAAGCCCAGUCCCGGCCCACCCCACCACCUCCACCCUGCCAGCCCCACGCUGCCCCUCUCCUCCUCCUCCUCUUCCUCCUCCUCUUCUUCUGGCAAUGGCAAGCGCGCCUCCUCCAGUAGCCAGCUCCCGACUCAGACUCCCCCUCAGCAGCAGUGCCAGUUGUCCUCUGCCAGUGCUCGCUACCCGCCCAGAGAGGUGCCCCCACGCUUCCGCCAGCAGGAGCACAAGCAGCUACUGAAGAGAGGCCAGCCACUGCCUGCAGGAGCCCUGAGCGCUCUCACCCUCUCCUCCUCCUCCUCUUCCUCCUCCUCGUCUUACUCUUCUUCUUCUACGAGUACCAGCAGCACUACCCCAAACUCUGCCACGUCCACUGCGGGCAAACGCCACCCAGACAUAUCCCUCCAGAGUGGCCCUUGUGCCCAGUAUGAGACCUCUCAUUGGGGAGUUUCUUUGCCAGUUGACAGCUCCUCCAGUGCCAACAGCUGGGACAAAGUGAUUAUUGACGGAAGUGACACAGAAGCUUGGCCCUCCAUCAGCCGCAGUAGUGACCCCAGCCACCCUGCAGCACCAGAAUGCCCCUUGGGUUCAGCUAGCUCUAACCCGGACACCAGUGCUGUCACUACCACCAGUAGUAGUAGUUUUCUGAGUAUGGCCACAGGUGCCGCAGGCCAACAGGCCCACUACUCCUCUCUCAAAGCUAACAAUAACAUGAUGACGGGACCUGGGUCAGCCAAUACACUAGCUGGUAAUAGAGGCUGGGGCUCAGAUGGAAAACAAGAUGGUAUAAAUGGUGGUCGAGUAGGAGGGCCCAAUAACUGGGGCUCUCCCAAUUUUAACUUGAACCUCAAUCCCAAUGCCAACCCAUCAGCCUGGCCUGUUCUUGGCCAUGAAGGUGGUGGAGGUGGUGGUAUUGGCCCAAAUGGGGUGUCCAACUCCUCAUCUCUCCCACCAGGUAUUAAUGGCAAUGGAAACAUGGGAAAUGGGAAGCUAGGAGGUGCAGAUAAUGGUGGAGGAGGUUGGGUUGGCAUGAUAAGUGCUAACGAAAAUGAUCAACAACACCCUUCAACCAACACAAGCUUGUCCUUCAAUAUGGAACCUGCUAACCUUAACACUGAUGGACCAAACCACACUAAGCAACAGCAGCAAGCUCAGGAGCCUAUGAGCCCUAUCCAUGGGUUAACUGGCUGGGGAGGCCAAUCACCCACUGAAUCAUCCCAGCUCAAUGGGGACACAACAGGCAGCUCUGUAUGGGGUGGUGGGGAAACAAAGGCAGCUGACUCCCCCAAGGACUCAGGCUGGGACUCAACUCCUUCUGGAGGCCUUUCUGCUUGGGGCCGCCAAGGCAGUGGUGGAGGGAGUAGUGGAAGUGGUGGCUGGGGUGACUGGGGAAAAUCCUCUGGGGGUGGAGAUGGACCUAAAGGCUGGGACUCAGUAGAUGCUGGUAGUUCUGGUUCAGGCCAAGAACAGCAACUUAGCUCAUGGGGCCAGCAGCCUGAAACAGCCCCAGCAAGUGAGGGCAGUGGGGACAGCAGUGAGGGUCGAUCCCAUUGCAGAGACAGGUCCUCCAGCAUGGAAUUUGCUCCUCUGCUACCCCGCCAGGACCUGGACCCUAGGGUGCUGAGCAACUCUGGUUGGGGACAGACCCCGAUUCGACAGCACACUGUAUGGGAGAUGGAAGAAGCCAGCUCUGAUGAUGGGAAGAGCAGCAGCAGCUCAGACACCAUAGGGGGCUCCAGCUCUAAUGGUGGACCCUCAUCCACCAAUGGAGGUACCAUCAACCCUAACAUUGGCUCCAAUCAGAGACCUGGGUCUGGAGGAAAAAGUGACAGUGAAGGAUCAUCAUCCUCAAGCUGGGGAGCCCCUCCACCUCAGCCAAUCCAGACUGGAUCAGGGUGGGGAGAUCCCCAACAGUCACUCAGCAAAGCCCCGAAUGGCACUACCAGUGGCUGGGGAGACCCUUUGCCUACCAAUGGUCCUAAAGGUGGGGGCACACCAUCCUGGGGUUCUGAGGACAAGUCACCCAGCUGGGAUGAUGGCCUAACAAAAAGUCAGCCCACUAGCUGGGGAGAAGGCCCCAAAAGCGCCCAUGGCUGGGGCAACAGCAAUGGGGGCUCCAAUGGCUCCAGCACAGGAGACUGGGGAGAAGCAGAGGUCAAGAACAAUGGGUCCUCCAGCAGCAUGUGGGAAGGAGAAGGAGGGAAUGCAGGAAGUGGUGGAUGGAAGGAAAGCCCCAGAGGUGGAAAUAGAGGAGGAGGCUGGGGUAAGCCUACCCCUGCUGUGAAUAAUAGCAGCUGGGGGGAGACCUCACGUGCCAAUGGCCCAGUGCAGGGAGGCUGGGGCUCUUCCAAGCCCCAAGAAAGCAGCAGCAGCAGCACUGGCAGUGGAGGAGGCGGCAGUAUUGGUUCCUGGGGUGGUCCUGGUUCUGUGAAACAGAGCAGCUCUGGCUGGGGCAAUGUCAGCAAACAGGACCAGGGCAUGGAGCCCACGGGCUGGGAAGAGCCCUCCCCUCCCUCCAUCCGUAGGAAAAUGGAGAUUGAUGAUGGAACAUCUACAUGGGGUGAUCCCAGCGCCUACAACAAGACUGUCAACAUGUGGGAUCGCAACAAUCCCAGUAGUAACCCAGGCAAUAGCGGCCCACCUCCCAGUAAGAAUGGUGGAAUGAUUAUACCCAACAACAACAACAACAAUCACUCUGUCGGCCCUGGGAACAACAAUCACCAUCAUGCUCACCACAUGCACCACCAUCCCCAUCAUGGCCAGCCCCCAACACACCUGCAACACCAUGGAAACAACAAUGGGUCACCCAACAAUGCUGCCACACAUCCAGGUGCUGGUCCUCAGGGUAGACCCCCCCUCGCCAACCCAGGUUGGGGAGAGCUUCCCAGUGUUCAGCCCAAGUCGGAGCCUGCUUGGGGAGAGCCAGCAGCUCCAACAUCAACUGUGGACAAUGGCACCUCUGCCUGGGGCAAACCCCCAGGGGGAGUAGGAGGGUGGGGAGAUGGCAGCCACGAGCCCUCUGGACCCUAUGGCAGGGCCAACGGACCCCCAGGUUCUGCACCCUGCAAGCCAGGCCCCAAACCUAUGCAAGAUAGCUGGGGAAGUGGAGGAGAGGAGAUUGGCAUGUCCACUGGCCAGUGGGACACAGAGGAUGGGGACAUGUGGAACAGCCCCACCUCCCAGGAGAGCAGCUCCUCGUGCAACUCUUGGGGCAAUGGACCCAAGAAAGGCCCAAGCAAGGGGAAGAUGGGCCACAAGCCAGAUGAGGCCUGGGUCAUGAACCGUCUCAUCAAACAGCUCACUGACAUGGGCUUUCCGAGAGACCCUGCUGAGGAGGCUCUGAAGAGCAACAACAUGAACCUUGACCAGGCCAUGAGCGCCCUGUUGGAGAAGAAGACGGACCUGGACAAGCGGGGCAUGGGCAUGUCUGACUACAGCAACGGCAUGAACAAGCCCCUGGUGUGUCGGCCCUCUGCACUCUCCAAAGACCCCUCUGAUCGCACCACCUUUCUUGACAAGGAUGGUGUUCUGUCAGAUGACGCCCCCCCAUCACCGUUUCUGCCUUCCCCCAGCCUGAAGCUCCCCCUGGCCAACAGUAGCCUUCCUGGGCAGGGUCUGGGACAGGGCAACCCGGGGCUGACCAUGCAAAACUUGAACAACAGACAGAUACCCAGUGGAAUGUUUGGCAGUAGUGGAGCAGCACAAACCCGGGCCAUGCAGCAGCAGCCUCCUCAGCCACCUGUGCCACCUCUCAGCUCCUCCCAGCCUAGUCUACGUGCUCAAGUGCCUCAGUUUCUCUCCCCUCAGGUCCAAGCACAGCUCUUGCAGUUUGCAGCAAAAAACAUAGGUCUGAACCCUGCACUUUUAACCUCACCAAUAAACCCUCAACAAAUGACCCUGUUGUACCAACUUCAGCAACUGCAAAUGGCAUACCAGCGUUUACAAAUCCAGCAGCAGAUGAUGCAGGCGCAGCGCAAUGUUUCCGGGCCCAUUAGACAACAAGAGCAGCAAGUUGCACGUACAAUCACCAACAUGCAGCAGCAGAUCCAGCAGCACCAGCGUCAGCUGUACCAGGCGCUGCUGAUGAAGCAGCAGCAACUUCCCUCUCAUUCCUCCUCUUCCUCCUCCGCUGGUCUGCAUCCCCCUGGUGGCCCUGCCGGAGGCCCUGGCUCUGGCAAAUCAACCCUGGACCCCUUCACAGGCCCACACCAGGCUCCGGGCCUCGCCGACACACUGCACACCAAAGAGCCGCCGUCUUCGCCCAAUGCCUACAGCACGUACCCUCUCUCUGGACUGAAUCCAAACAUGAAUGUAAACUGCAUGGAGGUUGGGGGUCUGUCCUUGAAGGAGCCCCCUCAGCCCCAAUCCCGCCUGUCCCAGUGGACACACUCCAACUCCAUGGAUUCUGGCAACUCCUCAAACAUGGAGAACAACCUCAAUAAGCACGGUGCCAUAUCUGCUGCCUCUACCCUGGGACCCCCUGGGAAGCCCCCCCAGCUGGAGGACUCAUAUAGCCCUUACAAUCUUAUAUCUAGCUCUGAGUCGCCCACCACCCCCCUGGUGCCACCUGACAGCUGGGGCCAAGGCAAGAGCCCCAACGAAAAGAUCUCUAACGGGACCAACAUUAACUGGCCCCCAGAGUUCUGCCCAGGUGUGCCAUGGAAGGGCCUUCAGAACAUUGACCCCGAGAAUGACCCCAACAUGACCCCUGGCAGUGUUCCCAGCGGUCCCACCAUCAACACCAACAUCCAUGAUGUCAACCGAUACCUGCUGCGGGACAGGAAUGGAGGUAAACUGUCUGACAUGAAGUCCACCUGGUCCCCAGGGCCCAUCUCCCAGAGCCAAGCCUCUCUCUCCCACGAGCUGUGGAAAGUCCCACAGGGGCCGCGCAGCACCACAGCUCCUUCUCGACCCCCACCAGGUCUCACCAACACCAAGCCCUCCUCCACAUGGGGUGGCAACUCGCUGGGCCUGGCCCAAGGCUGGAGCGGCUCCUACUCCUCUGAGGGAACCACUUGGAGUACUGACAGCUCCACCAGGACUAGCAGCUGGCUGGUGCUGAGGAAUCUCACUCCACAAAUUGAUGGUUCAACUUUGCGAACCCUGUGCAUGCAGCACGGCCCCCUGAUCACAUUCCACCUCAACCUGACCCAGGGGAACGCUGUGGUGCGCUACAGCUCCAAGGAUGAGGCCGCCAAGGCCCAGAAGUCUCUGCACAUGUGUGUGCUUGGAAACACCACCAUCCUGGCAGAGUUUGCCGGAGAGGAGGAGGUGAACCGCUUCUUUGCACAAGGUCAGUCACUAGGGGCAAACACCACUAGCUGGCAGGCCAACCCGGGAACCAAUCAAAACCGGAUGGGCGGGGCAGCGCAGUCCCACUCAAUUGGCCAGUGGAGCAGCAGUGGUGGUGGAGGCAAGGCCAGCGGAGGUGACCUGCUCUGGGGCGGGGUACCCCAAUACUCCAGCCUGUGGGGACCGCCGAGCGGAGAGGACGCCCGCGUGAUCGGGAGCCCCACCCCCAUCAACACCCUGCUGCCUGGAGAUCUGCUGAGUGGGGAAUCCAUGUAGGAUGAUGCCACGAUACACUAACCAACCAACCCACCACCACCAUGUCAUAUAAGCCAUCGGUGGAGAGUGGGGUGGAAAAAAAAAACAAAACAAACAAAAAAAAAAAUUUUCAUGAACAGGAGCGAAACCCAAGCAAAUCAUGUGGCGAUAAUCAGUAUCAAUUUGAACUGUUUUGAACUGUGAAUUGUGAUUCAGAAGGAGGGGGUCCCUACCACACAGACUGCAGGCUCCAGUCCUUCUGUUUUACUUUUGUCCUUCUUUUUGGUUUGGUUUACCUUUUUUGGAGAAAAAGCAAGUUUUUUUUUUCCUUUUGGUAUUUUUGAAAUGCAUCACAACAAACUGAAAUGAGACACAACACAAAGAAACCUUUUAAGUGUUUUUAGUUUUUCCAUAAGUAGACAUGACAUUCUGUGUGAAGUGUUUUUAGGAGAAGCAAUCAAAGCUGCCAUCUGAGACUUUCCUUUUCCCUCCAAAAAAAAAAAAAAAAAAGAAAAGAAAAAAAAUCAUCCCAAAAUAAGACUUAAAACAACCAUUCCCAGCAUGCCCAUGGCCAAUGAUGUGGUUCAAAGACCUUUACUAGUUAUGUUAACAUUUGUUUCUCAGCACUAAUAUUAGCCUUAAGUGCUCUCUGGCCCAGGUCCUUCCCAAGCCGCCUUUUUUAGUUUGUUUUGUAACUGAAGAAAUAGCUGAAAUCUUGCACAGUUUCACCUCUGAGCCAGCAAGUGGUACAGGACACGACUGGUGACCAACUCUGUCACUGGGCAAGUAAGGAGGCCUGGCCACGUGACUGGCCCUACCAAUCAUCAGCUUAAUUAUUUUAAUUUGUCUUCUCAAAGGGAUUGACUCAGCUAUUAAAUGUUCUCUUUUUUGUAGGUUUAGAUCCAAGCGCAUUUUUGAUAUCUAUCACAACAUAUAAGCUGAGAGAAGAUUAUUUGUCAACCUCGUUGCAAGUCUCCGUUUCCAUACAUGACUAUGUAUGUCCGGUGGCACCUAAUCAUUGACAUCUGCAAGCCCAGAACCUUCAACUUGGAACCCAGUCACUUACUGGGGCUUUGUUGAAUUUUCUAUUGUCCGAUUUGUUACGAAGCCCAGCGAUCUGUAUGGUCAGCCAGUUUUCGGGAGAAAAAACGAACACAAUUUCACCUUCAUGUGACAGUUCAUUGUGCAAUAUAAACCAUAGACUUUUCAUCCGUCCAUACUCGAUGUCCACCGGAACUGGUUUCUCUUUUGAGUUUUGUUUUUUUGUUUUCCUUUUUUUUUUUUGAUUGUUGCUGAUUGCAGCAAAAGACCUUGGAACUUCAAAAACCUUACCCCUUUUCAAAACUUGGAUUCCUUCCAGGCCACCAAUCCCUCUGAAACUGUUGGGAAAACUCUGCAAAGAGGGAGAAGCAGCUGUUGAACUGUGCAUGCAGCAAACUGUUAAAGAGUGAAACUGGGUUCACAACAAUGCACACUUCCUCUCUGCGUGCCACAGCCACACCCAACAGAGACUUGAAUCCACAGUGGGAUUGAAUGGUUCUGGGUAUCUGGCACAAUACCAAAUAAGAGGGGUUUCUCCUAAUGCAGUAGACCUACGAGUGUUCCUUGCGUUUGGUACUGUACAAACAGAAGAGACUAAGACUUUUAUAAAUUCAAAGGGUUUUAUCAUAGCACUUAUGAAGAGCAAAUCGCUUCAACUGCAAUCCAAUAAAUCAAAAAGGAGCAGCAAAAACAUUGAAAACAACAAAAAAUCCUGCUCUUUUAUGUACUGUAUCUCUUUCUUGGAAAUGUGUCUGGCGUUGUUCCUCUGGUAGCAGGAUGAAGGGAAACAAAACUGAAAUGUACCAUUGGACUUUGGGGGGAAAAAACUGCAGUCUAUGAUUUUUUUUUCUCUUUUUUUGAACUUUAUCAAAGUGAAUAUCACUGUUACUCCAAAUGUUUAGCCUUGUUCUGUUUGGAGGCACUAGACUUGCAACGUCAGCUGUCUCUGACACCUGCUGGCCAGUCAGUCAGCCAGUCAGUAAGUCGGUGGGUGAGUCAGAGUGGGGUGGGGAGGGGGAGUGUCCACUGAGUGCCUCUCUGUUGUGGUCCUCUGGGUGUCAAGCGGCAGCCCCACUUCCUCCCGGGCUCCAUUUGAACCCUCCCUCAGUCUGGCAAAGAAAGCGGCUCCUCCAAGACUGGCCAAUCACGGCUCUCUGCCAUGCGCGGCAUCUCCAACGGGGGCCCGCCACCACUCGACCCUGCUGUCGUCCUGCUCUCUCCCCCAUCUCUCAGUUCUAUGACACAAAGAUCACUUUAGCUGGAAGAUGUAAUAGUCAUAUUUCUGGAAUUUUUGCCAGUGUACUUUUUUUCUUAAAAGAUCGUUUGACUUUUUUUUUUUUUUCCAAUAUGUUCUAUUGUUAUUUUUGUCUACAUGCAGUGGUCUACAAAAUACUGGCUGCUGAACUAGCCCUUCACUGUUCAUAUGCAGAAACACUUUGGUCAGAGGUGCCUCUGUAUGUUCAUCCUGUGUAUUGAAUGCAAAACGAGGAUCAAUACUACAGACCGUUAUUGAUUGUCUAUUUGUUUUUAACUGAUCAUGCUUUUGUGUUUGACAGUAUUCUGUAGUACUUCCAGGUAGUAUCUUGAGAUGUGUAAAAAAAAAAAAAAAAAAAAAAAAGAAAGAAAAAGAAAAAAAAGGGUGUGGGUGUUUGUCGCUCCAAGCUGCUCCGCCUGCCCGCAGGCUGUCCCCCCUUGCCCUUUGCCUAGCUGCUACGCUAUAACCUCCUCUCCUCCUCCACCUCAACCAGACCCAGUAGCCCUCCCCUGACCAGGCACCAACAGGCCCUUGUAUCUGUUUCUAUGCAAAAGACUAGAGGCUGGGGCCCUUUACAGCACGCCAAACCUGACUUGGGAAUGAGCACUCCUCCCAGAGCUUAGCAAACCUGAACACCCUCCCACCCCCCGUGCGCUCUUGUCAGCACUUCAGAAUGGCCACCGUUUCUGUAAAGUCAGGCUAAGCCACCAGAACACUGUCAUUUACUAAAGUCCGAACACUUUAUCAAAGGUCGGCCUUUCUCUCUGCGCUGAAGACACUUCUGUCCAGCUUGAUCUCAGGGUAGGGGAGUUGAUGAUACCAAGUAUUGAGAUGCAGCUCUCCGUAUCUGUCCUUUCUACUGUGAGAGCAAAGUCUUAAAAUUUAAAAGGCCAUCUGCGCAACAAUAUGUACAGACCUCAUGCCUCGAACGUAAUCCUAAUUGGAAGGGAAAAGGCUUGUAUUGAAUCCUUUUCUCCAAAGGUGGCCUAUAGUUACUGUUUGGGGGCAUAUUAAAUGCAUGUAAAAGAUGCCAACAAAUCGUGCCAAUAUAAAUUUGCUGUGUCAUACUGUGUCUUUUGUAGACAGCACUUCUGUUCCCUGUUUGGAGGAGCUUUGAUAACCUUUGCAGAGGGUGCAGCGGGGGACAGGAGGGAUCAAACAAAUGGGCGGCAACAUCACACCCUUAAAUGACUGAGAUUUUUUUUUUUUUUUUUUUUUUUUUUUAAAUGCUUUUAUGGGGAAUUCCCCAUGCUAAGGAGAAAAUCUACUCAGUUGGGGGUUCCAGUUUGCUACAGUGCACAGUUGCUGAUGGGUAAUCCCGGGUACAUAUUUUUUUAAAACCAAAAAUGAAAUUGCAUUUUAACGUCAUUUUUAUGAAGUUUGACAUAAAAAUCUUAAAAAUGCUAAAAAAUCUAAAUGAAAAAAAAAGAUCUAUAAUAUGUUAAAGCUCUGCACUUCUAGCUGAAACGUCUCCGGUCAUCAGCUUCUACUACCACCAUCUAAAGGAGUAGACUGGUGGCCGGGGUGCCUUUUUGUGGAUGCUGUAUUUAUCUCGUUUUUAUGUUUGUGUCCUGCUCAAAGCGGGCCCACUGAACUGUACAUUUCCACAGACCCAGAUGGCUUGGGCCCACUGUAUCAGCCUCACUCCUCUCACUCUGCAUCAGCAAGAGGGGAGGGGGCGCAUUUCAAGAGGUACAAAGUCUUAAAAACAUUUAAAAAAAAAGUUUAAAAAUUAAAAAAAAAAAAAAAACAAGAAGAAAACGGGAAAAGGCUACCUUUCAGGACUUGCAGUCCUGCAGCACACAAGCAAAAAUCACUAUUGCCUGUUUCUGUAACUGCCUUGAUCCAAGCUCAGACAGACCCAAUAGCCGAGGACCUCCCAGCAUCCUGUACUAACUGGAGAACCCUGACAGUGAAGGGGGUUUCCCAUGCUGCACCAGCAUCGAGAGGCUCUCCUCUCUACAGCUCUGUUCUAGAUAACAGUAUAUACUGUAUGUAUACACUACAUAUAUAUAUAUAUACUGCGAGUACGGUGUGUGGUAUCACCUCUUCAGACUUCUUGGAUCGUAACCUCUGAAACCUUUUGUUUUUGUUUGAAAGGUCUUGGUUUAAUACAUCUGAAAAAGAGCAAUAUGUAUUUUCCCCGCAAAUAAGUGAUACGAAGGAAAGAAUUCGGGUCGGGUGUAAACUGAUACUUGAUUGAUUGAAAGCUGUGUCUUUCUAUGGAGUUGGAUAUGCACGUUCUGGUUUUGAUGACAUAUUACAGUACUUUGAAGUGCUUGUACUGUAGAUAUGUGUUUGUUAAUUAGCCUGUCUAAAAGCCCAACCUGAAUCACCUGGUUUGAUGCAUAUUUUACCCAGUUGAUUGAAAAAAAAAAAUCACAAACAUAUCAAAACAAAACAAAAUAUUGAACACAAAUACUUGAAUCAAGGAGCGCCAAUAACGUAAUGUGAAGUCAGUAAUAUUUUUUUUGUUCUCUCCAUCUGACAGGUACACUUAGGGGCUUUUAGAGAAUAUCAAAAAUGUAUUGCAUUAAGUUACAAAUACAAAAUCUCUGAAAAAAAAUGCAAAAGUCAUCUUAGAUGUGUGCUUGAAAGUCAGAUGUUUGUAUGAAUGUGUGCGCAAGAAACUGUGUGUGUACAGGGCACAUGGCCUGCUGUUAUGUUCCACUCAGUAUGUCAUAUUUUGUGUCUGUUUUUAUCUUUUUUGUUGUUGUUCUUCUGUCAAAAACUAUUCUGAUAGACAUUGUUAUUAUCUUCUAACGUUGCACUGAGUGUCUUCUACCCCUCACUCAGCUAAUCGUAGAUAAAUGAGUCUAAGUACGGAGGGGAGAUGGUGACAAUUCAUGUGUACAUGUUUACUCAAGGACUUAAUGGAUUUUUUUCAUUCUAUCUGUAAAAAGUUUAUCUACCUUAUAGUGGCUUUUAUUGUGGAAUAAUCCAAUACAAGGAUUAUCAUUGAGUAUUGCACCAUUUUGUUCCAAUUAUACUAGAAAAAAAAUGAGAAAAAAAAAUCAAAAAAAGAAGAAAAAAACUACAAAAAAAACUACAAAAUGAAAAAAAUGGGGAAAAAAAAACAAAGAACUGUGGCCAUAGAUAGCUGUAGAAGGACUAGUAAUCCCUAUGUUAACUUCAUGUGGAAAUGGAAAGGGAUAAAGUGUGGGAGGUGAGUUUGUUACAAGACUCAUUUCAGAGGUGCCUAUCUUUUCUGUUCUUGUUUGCAAAAGCCACUUGUCGUUUACAAGCAUUUCAUUUGUCUGAAGUUCAAGGAACUAGGAAUUUCUAACAGGAAUGUUGUAAAAACAAAAAAGACAGAAAAAAAGGACAAAUUUCAUCUUCCAUCAAAUAUGGACAUGAAAAUCUUGCAAAAUGAAGAUUUAUGCUACUUUCAGAACUCUGGGAUUGAUCAGUGUUGUGUCAUACUUCAAUUUUUAAUUUCUCUUUCAGUGUGGACAGACUAUCUUUGUAUGUAUUGAGUUGUGAUUUUAUGUUUUCUGUAAGCAACGCAGUUUGCUCACUAUCUUGCACACUCAUAAAAGAUGUGGAUUUUGUCUCAGGAAGACCAGGGUUCCAGAUAUCAACUCCAUCAUUUCUAGGUUUAAUGUUUGUGUGAAAAAAAAGAAACUGAAUACAAUUAAACUCCAAGAAAGCACUGAAGGUUAUGAGUUUAACAGAAUAUAGAGUACCAUUGUUUCUUUAAAACUACAAAAAAAAAAUGUUCGUAGCAAGUUACAUAUUUACCAAAUAAGACUGAGAAUCAACUUUGAAAAAAGUGGAGUGCUUUACAUGUGAAAUCUAAGUAGAAAUUGCUUUACAUUUAAACAACGAUCAAUGGUUUUGAUUGUCAAAAAGACAGAAGAUGCAUUUGUAUGUUUUGACUCUGUACUUUUAAGUUUCCAUCCUGUAGUUCAGGAGCAUUGUGCAAGAAGUUUUUUUUUUUUUUCUUUGUUUGUUUUUAAUCAUCUCUCCUGUCUGUUAACGCGUCUGUUCCUGUGACAGGUAUUCAAUAGUUGAGACAUUUCUUCAUGUAACAGAUGGUUUUCAGAGGCAGGUUGAAGUGGAUGAAUUAAGCUGGUUUUUAAAGGAUCAUGAUCUAUGCACAAGUGGGAGGGAAGAGUCCAAACCGCCGCAGCCGUAAUGCAGGCGCUUUGUCGACUCAAGACUCUGGGGUUUAGGGUUUGAUGUAGGGUUGUCCUUGUUUUUGUCUAUUGUUCAAAUUUCCUCCACUCUGUUUUCUCCCCCCACCUCCUUAUUAUCAUCUAAUGUUUCAGCAAAACUUUACAUUGCGUCACCAUGCUGUGUAAUCCUUAACCAAUGAGCGCUUAUCCUUCUGCUAAAGCACUGUGGGUUGUACUGAGAAAAAAAAAAGCCCAUGACUUUUAAGGCUGUCUGUUUUUUAAGGGGAGGGUGGGUGGGGGAAUGGGGGUACUUUGCCUUUGCCUUUCUCUUUACUUUGGAAAAAAAAACAUUAAGGAAAAAUGUCUGUAACUGAAAUACAAAGUUGUGGCUUUUAAUGUUGUUCUUUUUUCUCCUCAUAGAAUGUGAUUGUUAAGGACAUGCACCGAAAAAAAUGUUUCCAUGGAUUAUGGAGCUUCUUUCGGACUAUAUUAAUAAAUUACAAUUUUUCUUGGCUGUUA
This is a messenger RNA of Lates calcarifer (barramundi perch), 13417 nucleotides long. It is a transcript of the gene tnrc6c2, whose product is annotated as trinucleotide repeat containing adaptor 6C2. Gene Ontology annotation, biological process: positive regulation of nuclear-transcribed mRNA poly(A) tail shortening; miRNA-mediated post-transcriptional gene silencing. Gene Ontology annotation, cellular component: P-body; nucleoplasm. The transcript has 22 exons. Gene Ontology annotation, molecular function: RNA binding; protein binding. The coding region runs from base 836 to 6505 and encodes 1889 amino acids. NCBI's taxonomy places the organism in Eukaryota, Metazoa, Chordata, Actinopteri, Centropomidae. The record is from RefSeq and is a predicted model, not a curated record.